UAUGAGUCAGUGCUGCAGCGAUGCAUAUGUGAUAAUUGUAUAUGAGUCUGGAAAUGACUCCGUGUUACGUGCGCCCCUGUUCGGAGGGCUCUGCCAACUCUGUACCUACCUCAUUUUUUUUAUAUUAUUUUUUUUUCUGACCUAUAUGUAUACAUUGUGGGAUGGACGUUUAAGAAGCCAGUCUUAAUAACGCCUGUAUGUGGCGGUGGGUCCGCCGAAGGUUCCUCCUUACAGUGACGAUGGAUUGAUUUACCUGUACGCGUCCACACAUGAGACAGAAAGCCAUGGACGCCCUUCCGGGAACUGUAACUUUUAAGGAGUUCUGCCCCUUGUACUCCAUCCUCAAAGCCAUCCCGGCUAAAAUACAAAAAGGUUUCCGAUCCCUCAUCGUCUAUCUCACAGCUAUCGACGUCAAUGGCGACUACAUUGCGAUCGGCAGCAGCAUCGGGAUGUUGUAUCUGUACUGCCGGCACACCAAUCAGAUGAAGAAGUAUAACUUAGAAGGGAAGACAGAGUCUAUAUCCGUCACCAAGCUCCUGAGUUGCUUUGAUGACCUGGUGGCAGUGGGCACCGUUUCUGGCAGGGUAGCCAUUUUCCAACUUGUGUCUCCUCUUCCCGGACGCAACAAACAGUUACGGAGGUUCGAUGUGCUCGGCACUCACAAGAGCAGUAUCACCACCCUGGCCUGGAGCCCCAAUGGGAUGAAAUUAUUUUCUGGUGACGAAAGAGGAAAAAUUAUCCAGUCUAAUUUGGAUUUUGAUAAAGGUACGUGUAACUCCUGCCUCAUCCUGGAGGAAUUGUCCCCUAUAGUCCAGCUGGAUUACAGUCACAAGAUCCUGCUGGUAUCGACCACUCAGAGAUGUCUGCUCUUCUACACGGAAGAAAAGUCUGUCCAGCAAGUUGGAAAUCGGCCUAGAAAAUCCAAUGGGAAGUAUGGAGCAUGCUUCAUCCCCAGCCUCUGCAAGCAAAGUGACCUUACAUUGUUCGCCUCUCGGCCUGGACUGCGCCUCUGGAAGGCGGACGCCUACGGAUCUGUUCAGUCAACCUUCAUUUUAAAGGAUGUUUUGGCUCGUGGAUUGGAGUCUUUUGAGCUGUAUCCCCGACUGGAAACAAUAAACCAAGGAAAAUAUACGUUGUCCGAGAAGCACCUGGGCCUGGUCACCUGCUUUCUGCACGACGGAUGGGUUCUGAGCUGGGACGAGUACAGCAUCUAUGUCAUAGACACCAUCAAUCAGGCUGUGGUUGGAGGUCUUGAAAGUGCCGGGGAUAUCGUAUCCGUCUCCUGUAUCAACAAUGAAAUAUUUUUCCUGAAAGGUGAUCGGGAAAUCAUUAGAAUCUCGGACAUGCCUGAAGGAGCCAUAUCUGCCGUGCUACAUAGCCCUUUUCGGAUUCCAGCGAAACAUACCUCACUGGAAAAAAAGGCCCAGAAUGGCUCCAUAUCAAAUAUUGAAGAAAAGCAGGCCCCCCCUGGUCAGUCCCUGAGAACUGAGCGGAUCCAGCUGUGUCCCCUGGAACUGGAGGAAGGCGAUGAAGAGCAAGCACUGGAGCCCAGAGUCAGAAGUGGUUCCCUCCCAGUGGUGCUUCCAGCACAGGGCCGCAUCUCUACAGACAGCGGGUACAGCGUGAACGAUGCUGAUCAGAACUCGUCUGACAGCGGAGUCCGGGAGCGGCGCUCCUCCUCGCAGAGGUUCAGCAUCAUCAGCAAUGAGGACUUCGACCAGGAACUGGUGGUGAAGGCCAUAAAGGUGAAGAAGAAGAAAAAGAAGCGUCAAGAAAACUGUUCCAGGAGUCACAUCGGCUCUCUUGAGAGCACGCCGAGCGUGGACAGUCCUCUCUCUUUAACCUCUUACUUUUCCUCCACCACGAUGGGCUUAACCAGUGGCAGUGCGGAGCAUUUCAGCUCUCAGGAGAGUCUGGUCAGCGGCAAGUUUCACUGUGAUGACAACACUUCAGGUGUCUUCAGUACAACCCACACUUCUGAAUCUCCAGCUCCUGAUAUGGAGAGCGAGAGCAAUUCCUACCAUGGGGAAGAAGACAAAGACUCUAAUGGAAGCAUGAAGAAUAGCGAAGCAACAGCGUCUGACGGAGUCUCCAUCUCGUCAUCCGACACUCACACAUUGCCUGUAAAUCACUGCUCUGAGCCGGCUGCAGCAGACGAACGAGGUGAUGCUACCCAGAAAUGUCCCACAGAGGAGACGCAGGAUGUCACUAGCUCAGGACGGCAAAGUGCGGAGUUACAGGUGGGCUCACACUUGAGCAUUGACUCGAUAGAGACUAAAUCCCUAGACCGUAACAAGGAUGAAAUCUAUGAAGAGCAAGAAGCGUCAAAUGCCCAGUGCCAUAUACCCUCAAGUUCUAUUGGGGAGACUGUCUGUCAAAAUGCCUACUCUAUACCUAAGGACUCUACAGAAGCCAUUAAAAAUUAUAGACCUGACUACGAGCAUUCCUUGGGGUCCAGUGAUGAUGAAGAUAUCUAUGGUCACAGGAUACCACACUCUUCCUCUGAUGUCAGCGUGGGAGAGAUGGCCGUAUCCCAAGAGCUGUCACGUUCCAUGCAAGAAGAAAGCACUCUACAGAAAUCUGAACAGCUGGCGGAGAGCUGGAUGGUUUACUCAGGACCUGCUAGCGGCAUCCUAAGCUUAGUCGUGUCUGAGAAGUACGUCUGGUGUCUGGACUACAAGGGGUCCCUGUACUGCAGUCCUCUGCCCGGAGCCGGCCUGCGAUGGCAGAGGUUUGAAGACUCUGUCCAGCAGGUGGCAGUGUCGCCUUCAGGAAACCUGCUGUGGAAGAUCGAGCAGAAGACGGACAAGGCCUUCGCUUGUGGGAAAGUGACCAUUAAAGGGAAAAGACACUGGUACGAGGCUCUCCCUCAGGCCUCAUUUGUAGCUCUGAGUGACGACACUGCCUGGAUUAUCAGAACGAAUGGAGACUUGUACAUACAGACAGGUCUCAGCGUGGAUCGCCCGUGUGCCAGAGCCGUGAAAGUUGACUGCCCGUGCCCAUUGUCUCAGAUCACAGCCAGAAAUAACGUGGUGUGGGCCCUCACUGAACAGCAUGGCCUCCUGUACAGGGAAGGAGUUAGCAGCUUCUCUCCGGAGGGUGAAGUCUGGCAGUGCGACCUCAUCAGUGAGAGACAAGCCCUGGAACCAGUCUGCGUGACGUUGGGGGAUCAAGAGACCGUCUGGACAUUGGACUCCAACGGCAACUUGUGGUUCAGAACUGGAGUCACCUCCAAAAAGCCUCAAGGAGAAGAUGACCAUUGGUGGCAAGUCAGCAUCACAGACUACGUCGUCUUUGAUCACUACACCCUGUUCCAAACCUUAAUCCAGGCCACGCAGACGGUGGCCACAGUAGCCCAAGCGCCUGUAGAAAAAGUGGCUGAUAAGCUUCGCAUGACAUUCUGGUCACAGCAGUCCCAGUGCCAGCCCAGUUUACUGGGGGUCAACAGCAGCGGCGUAUGGAUCACUUCAGGCAAAAACGAGUUUCACGUAGCAAAGGGGAACCUUGUAGGCACAUAUUGGAAUCACAUAGUACCACGAGGUACGGCAUCCACCACUAAAUGGAUAAAUGUUUUCUCUUCUACUUCCCCAAGUGGAGAAGGAAAUGUCCUAUGGAUUUCCCAAAGCAGAAAAGAUCUCUUUUGCUUGAGUGACCUGACUGCUCCAUAUAGACCAUCCACAGUCCAGCUUUCCCCAGACACGGAGAUGAUCCAUGCGUCGGCCUGCGCGGAUGCUGUGUGGGCUCUAGACAACCAGGGUGGGGUUCUUAUCCGCACUCUCUCAAAGAAUUGCCCUACUGGAAUGCAUUGGACAAAACUGGAUUUGUCUCAGCUAGGUCCGGUCAAGCUGUGCAGUCUGUCCUGCGGCAACCAGCACGUCUGGGCGUGUGACACCAGCGGAGUCAUUUACUUCCGAGUGGGGACCCAGCCGCUCAAUCCAAGUAUGAUGCUGCCUGCAUGGAUCAUGAUUGAGCCCCCGAUACAGCCCGUGGGGAUCAACCUGAUAAAUGUCUACUCCAGUCCCAAUGACAACAUGCUGUGGACACUGGACAAUAAGUGCAAUGUUUACGUAAGGAUUGGCAUCACCGAGGAGAUGCCCGUUGGAGUAGACUGGGAGCAUGUACCUGGUUUGCAGGCGUGUCAGCUGGCAGUGAGCUCGAGAACCGUCUGGGCCCUGUGUCCGAAUGGAGACAUAGCCAGACGCUACGGAAUUACAGACAAGAACGCAGCCGGAGACUACUGGAAGAAAAUCCCGGGAAAUAUGUCUUGGUUAACGGUGACCCCCCAGGACGAGCUCUGGGGCGUGAGCAACACCGGGUCCCUCCUCCAGCGUCUUACGAAGACCUACAGCCACCACCCGCCCAUUUUAAAGUCUGACAACAUCCUGGCCCAGUCCGACUUCGAAGACGAGUGGGAGGUAAUCUGACCUAGCGCUGCUACGAGAGCCGGCCGCUAAAGUUCUUAUGCUGCUAAGAAGCCUGUGCACUUUGCCCGGUCCGGAGCAUUUCCACCGCCAGAAUCGCGAGCCGUAAUAGAUCCACAGAACGGGGCUCAGCGCAUCAGCCGUGAUAUUAACCACUUCCUUCCACUGAAUUAUUAGAUGUUACUUGUGCAGGGCGGGUCUGACAUGGCUGACCUCUUGGUGGACGCCAGUGUCUACAGUGAAUCGUAAACCAUCAGAUUUAAAUUCCUAAACGGCCCUGGAAAUGCGAACUGAAGCGGGCGUUUAAAGGGGUAUCCCUAUCAUUGUCUGUCCACCUCUGGAACGCCCGUCAGACCAGGACAGAGAUCCAUUCAGCAUUUUCCCUGCACAGCAGCGCUCCCAGCCACCUAGUGGGAUGGCGCUGUGCAGGGAUAAUCUGAAGGGACCACAGCGCCGGUUAACUGUAGGGGUCCUGACCCCCGGCGAGCAGUAGGUGACGGCAUAUGUUGGCGAUACUGCGUCACAUAUAACACUGGAGAGCAAAUGUUUUUAGGUCAAUGACGUUUAUGUUGGAAGUUUUAACAGUUUACUUGUAAUUACUUGAAUUGGAUCCUUCGUUAAAAUUCUAAUCUAAUGAAUUAUUUUUUAAGUUCAAAAACAAUUAACCUCUUCAUCCCUGCGUUUGACAUAGCAUUUGUUAAAGGGAAGCCCACACAAAAUAUGAUAAGGUCCUUCCUCUUCUGCCAUGUCGAUUCGGUUUAAUUCAUCCCUAGCUUAGUUCUGUUUUUGGGAAAAGCUGGGUAAAAACCAAUAUGGCUGCCGUCACUGCCCCUUUUCAGGUUGGUCUCCUCUCCUGACACGUCUGCAUUAGCCAUGGAAUAACCAUUCUUCAGCAUCCAUUCAUAGAAGUCUAUGUUGUGCUCUUCCUCUGUUAUUCCUACUAGAAGUUUACUAAUGAAUUUGCAGCUGGGUAUUGCCAGUUUGGGAGGGGGUCGGGGGUCCGUCGCUGCACGGUCUCGCUGUCCAAUCUGUGCUGCCAUAAACUUCAAGUAGGAAUAACUGAGGAAUGGCUCAACACAGUCAUAAGAAUAAUAGAUGCUCCAGAAUGGUUAUUCCAUGGGGGAUGCAAGUAGUGACUAAAGCAGACAUGUCAGGAGCGGGGCGAGCUCCUCUUUAAGCACUGAGCAUCCGUUGAUGCGGAGUGUCUCCGUUCAGAAUGCUGCGCACCCCCAUGUUGGCCGUUCUUCCAUCACCAGAUUUGCUGCUAUAACUAUGGUCGCUUGUGAUCCAGCUUUCCCAGAGGCAGAUAUAUGACUAAUGAGGGGAUGGAUAUAGUUUUGAAAGAAGAGGACGUAUUUACUGGUGGAGUUUCCUCCUUUUUCGGGCUCUGCCACUGCCCCCCUGUUUUUAGCACUUGAAGACCUUCACCUUCUUCUGCCGUUUUAUAUAUAGUCACCAUGGUUUGUUUUCGUGCUCUGUUCUGCCAAACGGUGUUGAUGGCGGGUCGCCCCGAGCUUCGUGCUGUUACAAGUCAUGUCACUGGCUAAAAAAAAUAAUAAUUUGCACAUCUGUGGGUAUAGGAAGGGUUAAUGAAUGGACCGGCAUGUAAUUGAUUGGGCUUUAUGGGCAGAAUGCAUAUCGUCACCGUGACCUUGAUGUAUACUGUCACUUCUGAGGCCGUGAGGGUCACAGUGGAAGCAAAGUGUGCUCAUUGAUUAUCCACUAGGUGUCCAGCUUUACUCAUUUAUACGAAUCCCUUUAAUAUAUCGUUGGUUAAAUAAAAUAAAAAAAUAAAGUAUUU
Bufo gargarizans (Asiatic toad) is the source of this 6222-nucleotide messenger RNA. It is a transcript of the gene TECPR2, whose product is annotated as tectonin beta-propeller repeat containing 2. Bases 270 to 4424 code for a protein of 1384 amino acids. Lineage: Eukaryota; Metazoa; Chordata; Amphibia; Anura; Bufonidae. Gene Ontology annotation, molecular function: protein binding. The transcript has 20 exons. The record is from RefSeq and is a predicted model, not a curated record.